GGCAACUUCAAGCUGAUCGAGAAUUGUUCGUUGUAUGUAAAGACGUUAUUUGCGCAAAAGAGUUCAAUUUGUUGUUAUUGUUGUACCAGUAUAUAUUUAAACACAUAAUGUCGACGAAAUCCUCCGUCGAUUUGCGAGCCGAACUCGCUGAAUUAGUGAAAAGAAAAGCAGAAAUAGCCGACACUCUCGCCAAUUUAGAACGCCAGAUCUAUGCAUUCGAAGGUAGUUAUUUGGAAGAUACACAAUUGUAUGGUAAUAUAAUACGUGGUUGGGACAGAUAUUUAGCCAGCAAUAAAAAUACUAAUAGUAAAGCAGAUAAACGAAAUAGGAAAUUCAAAGAAGCUGAGAGGCUAUUUUCUAAAUCUUCUAUCACCUCUAUGGCUUGUGCGAUCAAUGCUUCGAUUCGGUGGAAAUCGAGGGAGAUCGCCGCGGUUCUCCCAUUGUGAACUUGAUUCCAGUUGACCGGUACAGUGAAUCGGAGUCGCAGAUCGGCAACAGCGGUAGCGAGGACAAUUGCAGCCUCGUUAAUUCACACGGGACGACGACGGCCAAUAGUGGCAACGGCAACGGUAACAAGGAGACGUCCGGGAAAAACCACUCCGUGACUGGCCAGUACAGCCAGAAUGGAUCGGUCGCAACAUCGGCCGAGAUCGCUAGACAAUUCGCGAACGGGCACGCGAGCAACGGCAGCAUGGAGCACGUCUCCUUGAAGGAGAACACCGGCAAAGAACCAUCGAAAAAUAAGUCUGCCAACAACGCGAAAAAGAAUAGCAACAAGAGGUCCAGGAAUAGGGACUGCGUGAAACACGAAACAGGUUAUGUAAUUACUUACUGUUGUAGAGCGCCAGCAAUGAUCAGCUUUAAAAAACAGCACAAAAUCACGAUCUGUGAACGAAGAGGAAAGAAUACACAUUUAGCACAUGUUUCUUUUAUAUUUUGGAAAAAAAGUGAAGAAUAAAUAUACGUAUGCAUUAUUAAAAUCGUUAUUUUUUUGGAUUAGAUUGUUAGAAAAGAUUUUAAAAUACGAAUAUGCGCGGACGUUGUUGCGCAGACGUUCGAAAAUGGAAUGACGUACCGCGCAUGCGCGAAGCCUCGUUGCACAAUGCGCCUCGCGCUCUUAAGGAGUGCCACUCUGAAACCGCACGGUUUCAGCGGUUCUCGAGCGUAAUUCUUAACUAAAAAAAUAAUCUAAAUUCGACACGGUCAACACGCCCGAUCACUGACAAAUCGAAAAAGCAGCGCGAACGUUUCUUCACUGCAAGAAACGUCAUGAAAAAGUUGAAAGAAGUCGGGCGAACGUGAGAACCGAUAUUACCUUUCGUCGCCAAUUGCGAACCUAUGCUAUAAUCGUAUUAAGCAAUCGUACUUUCAACAAUCACGGUGACAAAAACCGAUCGGUAUAUCUAUGAAAUUUAUUCUUUUAAUGAAAAAUAAAAAAAACAGUUCCAAUGUUUCACUGGAACGACUCGUUCCUCCUUUUUUCAAGUUUGAUAACGCGACGAUAUUUAGUUGUCUUUUUAUUUAAAAAAUUCAAAUUUUUUCACUAAUUUUUUUUUUCACUAACCUUGUCGAUAAUCGUUCUCGGGGAAACGAAAUGCGACUGCAUGUUUCGAGAAGUAUAAAGAUCAAUGUUGAGAAAAUUCACGCCAGUGAUGCACAAUUUCAAAAUUUUUCCCGGUCUUCUCGCUAAAGGUUAAAUCACAUUUUUUUUUCUCUUUUCUCAACGAAAGAAAUGUUCCUAGAAGUUAACUUCAACUGUAUGUAUUUCAGAUUUUCAUAGAUAUUUAUGCACUUAUGAAUAGAAUUUGGAGCAAAACUUGGAAUAUAACAAAACUUUCACGACGCCUCUUCACAGAAUAGAAUAUCAGCAUCCAGCUCAUCUUUAUAUAUGACUUAUACAGGGUGUUAACGAUUUAUUUAAAGUUUAUUUAAAGAUUCUUUUUAAUAAUAAAGUUAAGCAGACAAGCAAUGAUUGAAUCACUUGAAUCACUCGAUAUCCAUGAGAAUAUUUUCUUACAUUGUUUCUAUAUUUUAUAUAAAUGACAAGGAGGAUUUAAACAGCUUCGAAGAGGGGAAUAGAAUAAAAGAAAUUAGAAUCUUUUAUGAUUAAUUUUUUUAUAUAAUGAAAACCAUAGAUAUUGCGACUGAUACACUUUAAAAAUUUCAAUUUAUACACUUUGUUAAACUGCAUACACAAUUAAGUUAUUUCAAGCACCCGGUAUAUACGCGGACGUUCACUUACAUUUUUUGAGUUUCUCUUGAUUCAACGAAACGAUGCGCAACCGUGGGAACGUCAUCACCUGUUGAAACUAAUGUGCUUUAACCACCAAUCCAAUAGUAGUAAAAUAUUUAUAAUUUUACAGUAAAUUAAAAUACAUUGAAACGUAUAUAAUAUUCUGAGGCAUUUAUAAAUGUAAUUUGUUUACCUAUUUCAAGUAAAAAUUGUUCAACAAUUCGUUACAGAAUAAAAAUUCUUAUCAAACAAACACAUGUUAAAUAACAUAUUUUUUAAUCAAAAAUAAAUCUUCCUCUACAAAAGUGACUUUACGAUUAUGUCAAAUUUAAUAAAGAAAAUUUAUUUCUUAAUAUAGUUAUAUUUACAUCAUAAUAUCUUUCUUUGAAAGGUGAAUUUUAAUAUACAUGUAAAACAAAAUCUUAGGAGUCAGGUAAGAAACAUGAUGAGAUGACUGUAACAAAAAUUUAUUUACACAGUUUCUCUUAAUACUUCCUCUGCUUUCUUCUGUGCAUCAUCAAUCUCUUUUUGAGACACAGUUGGCUGCAAACCAUGUUUUUCUUCUUCCGCUAAAAUGUACUCUAAAUUUUUGACCUUUUGAGCGAAGAAUACCUUCUGCUGCUCUUUCAAUUGGGCUCUAUAUAUGUUCAAUUUUUGCUGAAUAAUACCGUCGCAAUAAUCUUUCGUUAAUCGUCUUAGUGCAUCUUUUCUCGACACUUUGCCGGGGACUCUAUAACCAAUUAAAAAAAUAUAAUUAAUUAGAUAUACAAUAUAUAUAUAGUUUAGAUAUAAAAGAAAGACAUCAUACUUUGGCUGAG
This is a messenger RNA of Heterotrigona itama, 3051 nucleotides long. Lineage: Eukaryota; Metazoa; Arthropoda; Insecta; Hymenoptera; Apidae. The record is from the annotation of a GenBank genome assembly.